Messenger RNA from Triticum urartu, 1681 nucleotides. RefSeq names its product cysteine-rich receptor-like protein kinase 44. Gene Ontology annotation, molecular function: protein kinase activity; ATP binding. NCBI's taxonomy places the organism in Eukaryota, Viridiplantae, Streptophyta, Magnoliopsida, Poales, Poaceae. Gene Ontology annotation, biological process: protein phosphorylation. The record is from RefSeq and is a predicted model, not a curated record.
AGACAACGACGCGUUUACGCUGCACGUUCGCUCCAUUAAAAGGUUGCACGGUGCUGCUGGAUGGAUGGGAUCCUCCUCACCUCAUCAUCUCAUCUUCGCCGUCGACGAGCAACCGACUCUGCUCCGCUCCAUCGUCGCCUUCCAUUCGCUCCUUCUUCUCCAGGUCAGGUCAGGAAGAAGAAGAGGAUCGUCCAGUAAGCCUUCCGGGUGGGAGACAGCCACCGCAGCAUGGACAUUCAACUCCAUGAGAUCGAAGAUAUCACAAACAACUUUGCAGAGAAUAGGAAAGUCGGCAGCGGUGGGUACGGAGAUGUUUACAGGGCCACUCAUAAAGGAGAGGAAAUUGCCGUGAAGAAGCUCCAUCAACUGCAGGGGCUCGAUGAUAAGCAGUUCCACGCCGAAUACCGUAACCUUCGUGAGGUACGCCACCAAAACGUUGUGCGGCUAAUUGGCUACUGCUACCAGACUCAGAAGAAAUACAUGGAGCACAAUGGGGAGCUUGUCUUCGCGACAGUUAUGGAGCGAGUGCUCUGCUUCGAAUAUAUGCACGGCGGAAGCCUCGAUAAACACAUUCAAGAUGAAUCUUGCGGGCUUGAGUGGCCCACAUGUUACAAGAUUAUCAAAGGGACUUGUGAGGGACUAGAUCACCUUCACACCUCACAGGGAAAACCUAUUUUCCAUCUGGACUUAAAGCCUGGUAACAUUUUGCUGGAUGAAAGUAUGACGCCUAAAAUUGGAGAUCUUGGUUUGUCAAGACUUGUUGCUUCGACAAAAACACAUCAAACAAGGAUGCGCGAUGGAACACUCGGGUUCAUGCCACCAGAGUAUGUUGACAGUGGCUUUAUAUCAAAGAAGUUUGACGUAUUCAGUUUGGGGGUCAUAAUUAUAAAAAUGUUGGCCGGGGAUAAGAGCUACUUCCGUUGCUCUGAAAUGCCCUCCGAACAGUUUAUUGAGUUUGUAAGGGAAAUCUGGAGGAAAAAGUUGCAGGAAAAGCCUGGAUAUUCCUCGCACGAAAUAGACAUGCUAGGAGUGACUUCAUGUGUUGAGAUUGCACUAAGGUGUGUGGACAGGGACAGAAACAAAAGGCCAUGUAUCAAUGAUAUUGUCCAUGAACUGGAUCAACUAGAAGCUAAGCUUAAAGCAAUGUCACUAGCUUCUGAUGUGUCAAAUGAUGCCACGGUCCAGAGAAGCUGCGACACCAACAUUAUCUCGGUGGAUCCAUCCCUGGAGCUGCGGUUCGUCUUCGAGCCAAGGAAGCAGACAUCAUGCUGCCUGCAGAUAAUCAACAAGACGGAGGGCAUCAUCGCGUUCAACAUAAAAAUUAACCAGAACAAGUAUAGUGUGCGGCCAAGCCAAGGGACCAUGCCGCCGUGCUCCUGCCGUUAUGUUAUCGUGAAGUUGCAGGCGCAGGAGGCGGCGCCGCCCAACAUGCAGUGUCAUGACAUGCUCUUCGUGCAGAACACCGGCAUCACCCAAGACUUGGCAUCAAGAGACGGUGAGAUUGAUUAUCAAGAAUUGUUUGAGAAGGCCAUGGCGGAUAAGGUGGUUGAUGUGGUGAAGCUUCCGAUCGUUUAUGUUACACCGGACCACUAGUCUCAUCCACCAAGAACUCUUUGAGGUUGUUAAGAUCCCCCCCCCCCCCCCCAGAGGGUGUUCUAUUUAAUUGUUUCUUGGUCGAUUA